AUGGGGAAGAUCACAUUUUUCGAGGAGAAGAAUUUCCAGGGCCGCUGCUACAACUGUAGCAGCGACUGUGCCGACCUGCACACGUACUUCAGCCGCUGCAACUCCAUCAGGGUGGAGAGUGGUGUGUGGGUGAUCUAUGAGAGACCCAACUACAAGGGUUUCCAGUAUGUCCUCACCCCCGGGGAGUACGCCGACAGCCAGAAGUGGAUGGCCUUCAGCGACAACGUGAAAUCGUGCCGUGCCUUAAAGAAUGUUUAUGGCAGUGCGUGGAAGCUGAGGCUGUAUGAGAGGCCAGACUUCAGAGGGCAGAUGGUGGAGUGCUCUGAUGACUGUCCUUCAGUGUAUGAUACCUACAAGCUGCGUGAGGCUUACUCCUGUGUGGUGAUCGAUGGCACCUGGGUGUUCUACGACCUCCCCAACUACAAGGGGCACCAGUACCUUCUAGAGCGGGGCGAGUACCGGCAGCAUGGUAACUGGGGGGCGUCCUCGCCUGGAGUCGGCUCCUUCCGCAGGAUCACAGAGUUUUAA
Messenger RNA from Morone saxatilis (striped sea-bass), 528 nucleotides. RefSeq names its product gamma-crystallin M2-like. The transcript is spliced from 3 exons. The record is from RefSeq and is a predicted model, not a curated record. Bases 1 to 528 code for a protein of 175 amino acids. Gene Ontology annotation, molecular function: structural constituent of eye lens. Lineage: Eukaryota; Metazoa; Chordata; Actinopteri; Moronidae. Gene Ontology annotation, biological process: visual perception; lens development in camera-type eye.